UUUCAAUCUCGUUUAAGGAACGAUACGUGAUGGACAACGUUAUGGAUCAUUGCAUUAUUGAGCAAAUGCUAAAGCGCCCGUUUGCCGCCAGAACCAUGGAAGAAAAAAUUAAAGUUAUUGGACAUCCGGUUCCUCGUCCACCUAUGGAACAAUUAAAAUCCACGUAUAAGUUGAAGGGGAAAAUUAUGUCCCGCAACUUUAAUGUGUCAUCGUAUGACCAGCAAUGGCUGUGUGGAUCGGCGAAAUUAAAUAAACUUUUCUGCUGGCCAUGUUUGCUUUUCCGUAGCGCCAAUGAAAAAAAUGUUUGGAGCAAGGAAGGAUAUAGUGAUCUGAAUCACCUUUCUGCGUCAAUUAAAACGCAUUCGAGCUCUAAAGAUCACAUAAACAAUUCACUUGCCUUAUCGAUGUUCGGGCAAAUGAGGAUAGACGAAGCACUUGACCAUAGCCGGCAGAUCGCCCGCAAUAAGCAUAACGAAGAAGUAACGAAAAACCGGAAGGGUAUGCGAACUUUAAUUGAGAUCACCUGUUUCCUUGGCACUCACGGUCUCGCCUUUCGCGGACAUUAUGAAUGUUCCGAUUCCACGAACAGAGGAAAUUAUAAAGACCUCUGCACGUUGAUCGCCGCCAGGGAUCCAGCGUUCCAGGAUUUUAUAAAUAAUAAAGUUUUCAGCGGAACGUCGGGAGGAAUUCAGAACGAGCUUAUAGAAUGCAUUGAAAGCUACAUGCUUCAAACAAUUAAAAGAGAAGUUCUUGAUGCUGAGUGCGUGUCCAUUAUGAUGGAUGAAUCAACAGAUUCGGCUCGGUUAUCGCAACUAUCUUGUACUCUGCGCUACUUACGACCCGAUGGAACACCAGUUGAAAGGCUCGUUAGAUUGGCAGACGUUAGCAGUGACAAAACCGCCGCUGCGUUGGCCGGACACGUUGAUGAAAUCGUCAAGGCUUGCCUCGCUUCUAUCGAAGAGCUCAAAGCAGAGCAUCAUUUCUACAGAACGCUUAAUGAUGCAAUUGAUGUUUCUGGCGAAACGAUCACUGAUAGCAACGGUAUCAAUUAUCGUCCCAUAUAUGACUUUAUCAUUGACAAAAUUAUCGACGAAAUGUCUAAACGAUUCAAAGAACUAGAUGAAUACAAAUUCAUCAUUUUGUUGAAUCACGAAAAAUUUGCCGAAUUCAAUGUCACAUUCCCUACAAUGAAUUUGAAAAUGCUUAUUUCGUACCAUUCUAAAUUCGAUGAAGCGAAGCUGUAUAAUGAGCUGACCGUUCUUUACUCGCGCGAAGAGUUCAGAGGCAAAAAUAUAUUGUAUUACAUUUCGUUUAUCCUUGGACAAAACCUGCAUCAAACUUUCUCCGAAACGCUUCGGCUGGCCAGAAUGAUACUGACAUUGCCUAAUACAACGGCGUCCGUCGAACGAACGUUUUCGGUUCUCCGACGGAUCAAAAAUUAUUUGCGGUCUAAAUCGGGGCACAAUCGAUUAUUUGGUAUUAUGAUGAUGGCUGUGGAGAAAGAUUUACUCCAUGAGAUGAUGCUGACGCCAUUAUUUUACGACGAUAUUAUCGACAAGUUUGCGUUAGAAGUAAACCGAAGGAUUCCUUUGUUAUAUGAAUAA
Molecule: messenger RNA, 1604 nt
Organism: Wyeomyia smithii (pitcher-plant mosquito)
Lineage: Eukaryota; Metazoa; Arthropoda; Insecta; Diptera; Culicidae
Exons: 3
Coding region: 30-1604 (524 amino acids)
Molecular function (GO): protein dimerization activity
Source: RefSeq, a predicted model, not a curated record